This is a messenger RNA of Vanderwaltozyma polyspora DSM 70294, 1683 nucleotides long. It is a transcript of the gene PCL10, whose product is annotated as Pcl10p. Gene Ontology annotation, cellular component: nucleus; cyclin-dependent protein kinase holoenzyme complex. The transcript has a single exon. Gene Ontology annotation, molecular function: cyclin-dependent protein serine/threonine kinase regulator activity; protein kinase binding. The coding region runs from base 1 to 1683 and encodes 560 amino acids. The record is from RefSeq and is a predicted model, not a curated record. Gene Ontology annotation, biological process: regulation of cyclin-dependent protein serine/threonine kinase activity. NCBI's taxonomy places the organism in Eukaryota, Fungi, Ascomycota, Saccharomycetes, Saccharomycetales, Saccharomycetaceae.
AUGAUUACUGAAAUGGAUGUGGGACAGAAGAGGGUUUAUAAUAGCAGUGAUGGGGGUGGAGUAUUAUCUGGGAGUGUGUUUGGAUUGAAUGAUUUGGACGACGAUGAGGACGAGAAUAGAUUUGAGGAGUUGCCGUUGAAGACAAAGAUUUUGAAAAGUAGCAACUUUUCAGAACUAGGAGAAUUAUGGGAAUCAAGACCAAACACACCUUUGAAUUUGAAAAAAGUUAGAUUUCAACAGAAUAAUAGCAAUGGUGAUGGCAGUGACAAUAGUAAUGAUAACGAUGUUAAUAAUAACGAUGGCGACACGCAAGGAUCUGGAGAAGACGAUAAUACUAAUACUAAUACUAAUACUAAUACUAAUACUAAUAACAACAACGAUAAUAACGAUAAUAAUAAUAAUGAUGACAACAACAACAACAACAACAACGAUAAUAAUAAUGGGGAUGACAAUAAUGAACAUGAUGGGGAAAACGAACAUAAUAGUAGAUCUUACCUAACAACUCCUUCCCAACAGAAUAAAAGAAAUGUAGAAGAUCUAAUUCAGUAUGCAAGUGAGGUAAACGACUACGUAGCUGAGAAUAUAGACAAUAUUAAAAAUUUCCCAUCUGAUAUUGUUAAAAAUGAUAUGAUAGGUAGACCAUCAAGCAAUGCUGCCACUGAUAGUUCUUCCGUUUGGGAUACAGUAUCAAAUUUCGAAUUAAGUGAAAAUGAAUUCGAAGAUAAAGAUAGAUCAAGUUCUUUCAUUCUAAAUAUUAAUGAUUCCUCAAGCAUACGAAAAUUUACACAGAUUCAAGCAAAAAGCAGUAGUAAUAGUAACCUAGAUCUAGAAACAUCAUUUUCAAAAAUUUACGAAAAUUCAAAUGAAGGAGUAAACGAUAAAAGUGCUGAUAAUAUUUCCCCUCAAGUUACUUUAGAGGAAAACAGUAAACAUGAUGUUCUUACUGACGUUCAAAACUCUCCAGUUUUGAGCGACGAAAUACAAAAUUUGGAAGGUUUAACCAUUAAAUCCCCCAUUAGUUAUAACGACGAUGACGAACUAAAAAUAGCCCCUCUUAUCGAACCUUCCUUAGGCGACGAUAAUGAAGAAGACAGUGUAACAUUAACUAAAAUUACUCCAGAGGAAUCAAUUAAUAUAUUUCAAGAAACAAUCGACUUAUUAGAAAAAGUAUCCAACUUAGAAGGUGAAGGUGAAGGUGACAACCCUACUUCUAUCGUCAACGAUAAUAACAAAACAAAAGAAGAAGCCAUAAAUUUAGAAUACAAUCAUUUUAAUAUGAAAAGUGUUCCUACAGUAUCAUACAAGGAUUUGUUGAAUAGGAUUCAUACUAAGUGUAUGUUUGGCUCAAUAAUAUACCUUGGUUCAACGUAUUUAUUACAAAGUUUAAUUUUAGAAAGAGAUUUCGAAGAUAAUUCUUUAAGAAUAAGAAGGAAACUAAAAUCAACCGAAAUCCACAGAGUAGUAAUUGCUUCCAUACGGGUUGCAACUAAGUUACUUGAAGAUUUCGUUCAUUCCCAUGAAUAUAUUACAAAGGUUUGUGGUAUUUCAAAAAAACUACUCACUAAAUUAGAGGUUUCAUUGAUUAUUUGUUUAAAGGAUAGUGGCCUAUUGAUUAGAACACAUGAAUUACUGGGUGCAGUAAAAAUUCUUGACGAGAUAAAAGCAUCGAAUAUCGAUGAAUGA